This is a messenger RNA of Adineta steineri, 684 nucleotides long. The record is from the annotation of a GenBank genome assembly. Lineage: Eukaryota; Metazoa; Rotifera; Eurotatoria; Adinetida; Adinetidae.
AUGCUUGUGCCACAUCAAAUUAAUUUAAAUUCAUCAAAAGAUGAUAUAAUGAAUAGUAUAACGGAUGAUGAACGUAAAAAAUUGAAUGAACUUGAAUCUGAACGUGGUUUAAUUCUUGACAAACCUUGUCGAUAUACACCAUAUCAUGAACCAUCACUUGUUCUUGAUGAUUUCCUAUUUUUGGGAGAUAUGCAACAUGCAGCAAAUCAAAUAUUACUUCAACAAUAUAAAAUUAAACAUAUUUUAAAUGUAUGUGAUUGGGGUACAGACAAAAAUAUUCAAGAUAAUUUUAAUGUCACUCAUAUCCCAUUAUCGGAUGAUUGUCAAGAAAAUAUUAAGCAACAUUUCGAUAAAACGAAUGAAUUAUUACAUGGAUUUUAUGAAAAGAACGAAUGCUGUCUAGUACAUUGUGCUGCUGGUAUAUCACGAUCAGCAACAAUUGUUCUUGCUUAUUUAAUGAAAUAUCAUCAUAAUACAUUAAAAGAUGCGUAUGCUUUUCUUCAUGACAAACGUCCACAAAUUUCUCCAAAUAAAGGAUUUUUAUUACAAUUGAUACGUUAUGAAAAUGAAUUGAUUCAAUCUCGAGAAAUAAAACCUGCAGAUACAGCUGAAUCCAUUAUAAAAGAAGAGAAUCCAAUAGAAACAUUAGAUGAAUUUCAAGAAAAACAUAAAAUGAAUAAAUAG